Molecule: messenger RNA, 1236 nt
Organism: Suillus clintonianus
Lineage: Eukaryota; Fungi; Basidiomycota; Agaricomycetes; Boletales; Suillaceae
Product: arginase family-domain-containing protein
Exons: 9
Coding region: 1-1236 (411 amino acids)
Molecular function (GO): agmatinase activity; metal ion binding
Source: RefSeq, a predicted model, not a curated record
AUGAAAUCUUUCACCCUGUUCGCUUUGGUGUUCGCUGCCGUGGGCCUCGCCCACGACCAUCACCAUGAAGACCAAAUUCCUAUGAAUUAUGUCAAAUAUCCCUACCAGGCCACAUAUCCAGGCGACGAUGAAGUGACUGCGGACUCCAUUUUCUCUGGAAUUACCACAUUUGCGAAGCUCCCAUGGGUACAGUGUCUUGGCAAGGACCGAGAUACUACCUUUGACAUCGCGUUCAUUGGUGCCCCUUUUGAUACAGGGACAUCCUACCGCCCUGGUGCCCGGUUUGGGCCUGCUGGUAUUCGUGCCGGAUCUCGUCGGUUGACCUUGUAUGGAGGAUACAACGUUCCCCUCGAGGUCAACCCAUUCCUUUCUGGACUAAAAAUCGUGGAUUGCGGUGACAUUCCAGUCACGCCCUACGACAACAAGUUUGCCAUCCAGCAAAUUGAAGGCGGGCACAAGGAGCUUCUUCACCGACCUGCUUUUUCCCCGCUUGGCAACGACGCUCUCACCGGCAAGCCCCUCGUUCCAAUUUCGCUCGACGGAAAGCAUCAUCCACGUGUAGUCACACUUGGUGGUGACCACACGAUUGUUCUGCCUUUGCUUAGGUCCAUUCACUCUGCAUAUGGCCCAAUUUCUGUAAUCCACUUUGACUCCCACCUAGACACCUGGAAGCCUUCUGUGUUUGGAGGCGCCCCUUCCGAUCAGGCCGCUAUUAACCACGGCACAUAUUUCUAUUGGGCUAGUCAGGAGGGUCUGAUUAAGAACGGAAGCUCCAUUGCAAGUAUCUUACUUCCUUACCUUCCACUAUUCCUUUCUCCCCCCCAUGGCGCCAUCAGGACCACGCUAUCCGGACCAGCCGAUUAUGCAAAUGACGACGCCUCUGGCUUCCAACGAAUCGAAGCCCGUGAGAUCGACACCAUAGGCACUGACGGAAUUAUCAAAAAGAUUCGGGAGACCGUCGGCGACCGACCCGUUUAUCUGUCCAUCGAUAUUGAUUCAAUCGACCCCGCAUUUGCUCCUGCGACGGGCACCCCAGAAACUGGUGGCUGGUCUACACGCGAGUUACGCACCAUCCUCAGAGGCCUGGAUGGCCUCCACAUUGUCUCGGCCGAUAUUGUUGAAGUUGCUCCUGCAUAUGAUACCAAUGCAGAGCUUACGACCAUGGCCGCAGCCGACGUACUGUUCGAGGUCAUUAGCGUCAUGGCAAAAACCCCCUUGGGUAAAGUCGCGAAUUAG